This is a messenger RNA of Dunckerocampus dactyliophorus (ringed pipefish), 1045 nucleotides long. Its product is annotated as pleckstrin homology domain-containing family S member 1-like. The record is from RefSeq and is a predicted model, not a curated record. NCBI's taxonomy places the organism in Eukaryota, Metazoa, Chordata, Actinopteri, Syngnathiformes, Syngnathidae.
AUGCACAGGAAUCACAAAGGAGGUGGGAGUGCAGUGUUGCACGGAGAAGCUGAAGCAGUGCCAGAAAUAAGAUGUGGUUAUUUGUUCAAGUCUCCUCCUCCGAUGCGGCUCAAGACGGAGAAAUCGUGGAAGAAAAGAUACUUCGUCUUGUCCAAAAUCAACGGCCAAGACCACCAGCUCGGAUACUUCAGGAACUCAGAGGACAGAGAACGUCCACUCGGAGGGAUCGAUUUGUCACAGGUAUCUCUGCUGUACGUGAGUCAUCAGCAGCACCCCAGACGGCGCUGGGUGCAGAAGAACUUCCGGUGUCCUCCGUCCUGCGUUCUCUUCAUCAGGGCGGCUGAGCGAGACUUCCUGGUGGGUCACAACAGUGAGGAGGUGGACGGAUGGUUCUGUGAUGUCUUUGAGGUUCUCAGAAACAGACCCCACAAGGUUCUCAAUCCAGGGGGGGAGGUGUUCACAAAAAGGCCCUCAUCAGCACGACAUCUCUCAAGUGCUUUAAGAGAAGACGAGGAUGAGGAGUUCACAGCUGAGAGUCUCAUGAUGUCCGUAACUCAAGUUUUUAACAGGUUAAAGUCUCAGUUUUGUCCACUGGACAGUGAAGACAGUGAGAAUGGCGCUCCAGUAUGUCUGAUGCAGAAUCCAAGAAAUAGACCCAUCCUGGAGACGCAACGCUCCACUGAGAGCAUCCCAGAGGAAAGAGAUGCUGCGGUCAAACAGGCUGAUUUGAAAAAGCAUAUAUCAGUCAGUGAAGUGGAUGGAAAACCCUGUGUGUCUGGAUGGACAGGCCAGCCUCAGUGUUUGUUCCACAAAGGUGACCAAAUUGUGGCCAUCAAUGACUUGCACACAGAAAGUGUGGAGGAGUUCAACAUGUACAUUAACAAGUCACUCGAGUGAGGUGAGAGUGACCAUCCUACGUCAACCUGGAUGUCCACCUUUGCAUUUUCAACUAAUAUUGUGUCUGCGCAUGUAUGAACAAUUACAAAUUAUUUCCUACCACUACUGUAAAUAAAAUAAAACGGCAUCAGCAUGGCUUCAACAGAAU